Messenger RNA from Limulus polyphemus (Atlantic horseshoe crab), 1517 nucleotides. Its product is annotated as tyrosine-protein kinase transmembrane receptor Ror2-like. The transcript has 2 exons. Gene Ontology annotation, molecular function: transmembrane receptor protein tyrosine kinase activity; ATP binding. Lineage: Eukaryota; Metazoa; Arthropoda; Merostomata; Xiphosura; Limulidae. Gene Ontology annotation, biological process: positive regulation of kinase activity; multicellular organism development; protein phosphorylation. Gene Ontology annotation, cellular component: signaling receptor complex. The record is from RefSeq and is a predicted model, not a curated record. The coding region runs from base 127 to 1185 and encodes 352 amino acids.
AAUAGUUUGGGAAGCUCUCUAGAAGCAGAUCUGCAGGAUAACUUUGAAGUACCCAAACAUCCAGUUUUUAGUCCUACUUUUAUCCUUGUCAUUACGGCUCUCUGUCUGACAGCAGUUGUGUUGGUGAUGGUGCUGGUUUUGGCCUUCCGGAGAAUUCGGAAAUAUCGUCGCGGCUACAAUGCCACUCCAACGGUAGACGUGGAUAUAGAUCUGGAUAAACUUCCUUCAAACAUUUCUUACCACAAAACUGGAGCAAAACUAAAUCCAAAACUAGAGGGCCUAGAAUUCCCUCGGAAUGACAUCUUGUAUAUCCGGGAUAUUGGACAGGGUGCUUUUGGGAGGGUAUUUCAGGCCAAGGUCCCAGGAGUGGUCAAGGAUGACGAGUUCACCAUGGUAGCAGUCAAGAUGCUGAAAGAAGAGGCUAGCGAAGACCUCCAGAGUGAUUUUGAGAGGGAAGCUUGUCUCCUAGCCGAAUUUGAUCAUCCCAACAUCGUGAAGCUCCUGGGAGUAUGUGCUGUUGGUAAACCAAUGUGUUUUUUGUUUGAGUAUAUGGGGAGAGGUGACCUGAACGGGUUCCUCCGAUCUUGCUCCCCCAGUAACUACAUCGUUCGAGCGGCAAAGAACAACAUUUUCAACGAUGUUCGCUUAAACCACUGGGAUCUGGUGAACAUAGCCAGGCAGGUAGCAGCAGGUAUGAGUUAUCUUUCAGAGAGGAAAUUUGUCCACCGUGACCUUGCUACCAGAAACUGUCUGAUUAAUGACGACAUGGUUGUGAAAAUCUCAGACUUUGGUCUUUCUCAAAAAAUCUAUACUGCUAACUAUUAUAAAGGCAGCGAGCACGACGCCAUCCCUAUCCGUUGGAUGCCGUUGGAGUCCAUUCUCUACAACAAAUUUACUGUGGAGUCUGAUAUCUGGGCUUUCGGGAUCAUGGUUUGGGAAAUUUUUUCUUUCGCUCUUCAACCAUACUAUGGAAUGACUCACGAGGAAGUGGUCAAGUUCAUUCAAGAAGGCAACGUACUUUCGUGUCCUGAAAAUACUCCACUUUCUAUCUACAAUCUGAUGAAGAGAUGUUGGAACAAGAAACCAACCAACAGACCAUCCUUUAAAGUCAUAUAUAAAACACUUUGUGCUGUUCAUGAAGAAAUGGUCAAAAAUCAAUACAGUCGACCCACAGUUCAUUUCUAAUCGUACCUAACCAUACUCUUCCUGAUUAAAAAUCAUUACAGUAAGCCCUUAGCUCACGUUUAAUUGUACUUAGAUGAAUGCUUCUUCCAUAUUUCAUAUAAAUCGCUACGAGGGGUGAGCAAUCCACCUCUAAUCCUACCUAGUCCAGGUGUGUUUAUACACUGGUUAAAUACCAUAGCAAUGGGGUAACAAUCCUACCUAGUCCAGGUGUGUUUAUACACUGGUUAAAUACCAUAGGAAUGGGGUAACAAUCCACCUCUAAUCCUACCUAGUCCAGGUGUGUUUAUACACUGGUUAAAUACCAUAGCAAUGGGUAACAAUCCAUCUCUAAU